ACUGCGUUGGGAAUGACGUCACGAGCAAAAACAAGGACCAGCACAACAUGGAUGUAGCUAAGAUAUCAACAAGCGAUGGUUGAAAAGCUAGCUCGCUUUUGCUUAAGCUGAACAGUCGUUACGCUUGGAAUCCGUUAAUAAAGGUGUAAAUAGAUCAUUAACACGUUAGGCUCGACUAUGGUUUAUAUAAUUCGUAGAGACGUACGGGUUGUUGACGGUUCGAUGCCGCUAACGUCAGUUAGCAUAACGUUACGAAUGCUACCCUAAAGCUAAAGAGUCCCAUACAUUAGCUGGCUUAACAUUUCGAAUUAACAAGGCAUUUCGUGAAUAGAUCGUUGGGCAACAUUAGUCCAGCUUUUUAACGUUUAUACUUUUAUGAAUAUCAAUGAAUUAAUGUGUUAGCUACUCAUUAUCUUAAACACCCACAACAACAAGUGGCUGUAUAGUUGGACAGACUGCUCAACGUCGAUGGUGUACACAGCCUUAGCAGCCUGUGAUAGCAUUUUACAAGACUAGCUAACGCUAUAUAUAAAGUCCUCCAGAGACACCGGCAGUCCAUCAUGUCGGACCUGGACACCCUCGUUGUGACUUUCCAGACCCAGCUCUUGGAUGUGAUGGAGACUGUGGUGAAGACCGCCGUGUACGAGGUCACCAGGUUGGUGGAGGAUGGCUUGUUGGAGGAGGUGCAGCGCAGGAACCGGGAGGUGGAGUCCCUGAGGAUGCAGCUGCACUGGGCCCAGAGGAAAUUAAGUGACCAAGGGGGGAAUGAAGGAGGGAAAACUGGGAGGUGUGUCCACUGUGCCAAGGAGGAUGUGGAACUGUCCAGCCACAGUGCAAAAGAACAGCAGGAUGACAUUUUGGGGGGCUGUGGUGUGAAAGAAGAGGGCGACUACGUGGAAAGGUGGACAAUAAGCCGGACGCAGGAUGUCACACCAGAGUCAACACAGGCAGCAGACAACGCUGCAUGCACUCUCAGCCUGGAGAGGAAGUCCCAGACAGCAGAAGACAAUGUGUUGCCAGCGGGGGUGGAUGGGAAGGAAGAAAGAGUGAAUAAGCCGUCUUGUUCUUUUGUCCAUUGCAGCGGUCCCCUUGAGGGUGAAGCAGGACCUGAAUCCCACAGUGCUGCUGAGAAGACUGAGGCCCAACUAAAACAGACUCAGGAGAACAGUGAAGAAGUAUUGAGGGGUGUUUUUAAGCAAGACCCACAGAUCUCUGCUGCAUAUGUCUUUCCUGAAGACCAGGAGGAAACGUACAUGGCUACAGAUCCAUCUUUAGAGGUGGACAGCUGUUGGCCCCUAACGCAGACGGAACACGAGCGGUCUAACUCUGUCACAUCAGCCGCUCACGUUCCGGCUAUCCCAGGGAGAGAUCAGAUUCCACCCUCGCCGUCCCCGAAGGCAAGACCGCCAAGCGGCGAUGCGUCGGGCGUGACCAUCAAGCGGGAGGUUAUCGUUGAUUCUGAUGGUUGUGUGGAAAGCGAGCCUCAAGAAGAGAAAACAACAACGUCUGGGAUUGCGUCUUUCUCAGGUUCAGUGAAACAGUGCAGAGUGAGUUCAGGAGCACUCAGGCAGAACCACGUUUCCCACAAAGCCACGGCGCACGAGGUUAUGAAGCUGCAUUCCAAAGUGGGCACAGAUGUCAGACUGCAAGCCGCCAUGCAGCACCUCCACAGGCCGAUGAAAAAGGACAGCAGCGCCGCGGCGCCGUCCGUAGCUCACUCUCAGGCUCUUACCUUAAAUCCCCUCCACAGAACGCCCUCCACCUCUAAAGCCGCUCCUCCUCCUCCUCACUCAGCCCAGCGAGGUCAGCCGGCCGAUAAGCAAGCCGCAGCGCAUAACCGAACCUGUGCCCCAUGGAUCAGCAUCAAGCCCCAUCCGUCUGCCAACUCCCACCCCAUCAACCCCUUACCCCAUUCCGACUCUCACCCUCACCCCAGCCCCAGGCACCUCCUGCGCUGUGGCCAGUGCGGGAAGUGCUUCCCCCACCCCAGCAACCUGAAGGCCCACUUGCAGACCCACACAGGCGAGAGGCCGUUCUGCUGCUCGCUGUGCGGCCGCAGCUUCACCAAGCUGAGCAACCUCAAGGCCCACCGGCGGGUCCACACCGGGGAGAGGCCGUACUGCUGCUCGGCGUGCGGCAAACGCUUCACCCAGAAAUGUAACCUGAAGCGCCACCAGCGGAUCCAUCUGGAUGUAUGACGAUGGACAGCCCGGGAUCAAAAGGCAACGUGUUUGUGUUUUAGGCUAUAUUUACACUGCUACGUUUCAGUUUUUAAAAGCAAUCUCUGUGCAAACACGUGUUUUUAACUCCAGUAAAAGAACACAUCUCCAGUUAAACUAACCCAAACUGUAGUGCUGCACGAUUAUGGCCAUAACGAUAAUCAGGAUUAUUUUGAUCAAUACUGAGUUUGCGAUUAAUUAUCAUAAUUAUUUGUUGAUUUUAACCAAAACAAAUUUUAGAGUCACAUAGACUAUUUAUAACUGCUUUCACGUCCAUAUUAUGCUACAUUCCUCUCAUGCUGAAGUUGUAUGUUGUACAUACAAAAAGCUGGAACACAUGUAACACAUGUAAAUGAAAAUUAUCUGAAAUAAAUAGCCUAGGAUAUAUUUAAAAAAUAAUUUUUUUAUUUUUAGUAUCAAUUCAUAACAAGAGUUAUCUGGAGACACUUUACAGAUAGAGCCGGUCUAGACCACACUCCAGAAUUUACAAGGACCCAACAGGUCUAGUAGUUUCCUAGACGGGACAAAAUGUUGCGUUUACUGGUAAACUGGUAAACCUUGAGACCGACGUAUGACCGACUGCUGCGCGGUGCGGGGAACAACUCUGAGUGGCGCAUGAUCACACAGUGGUUUACGGAGCCGUAGUUUGGCUUUGCUAAAAAACUCGAAGCGCUCUGUGAACGGAACGAUGCAUUUAAAAUAUCGCUCCAUUACGCUAAUAUGAUUGUGGGAAGCCAAAGUCGUGGUUGUGAUUAAAAUUCAAUUAAUUGUGCAGCCCUACAAAACAGCAUACAGUAUCUCAUGUGAAUGAUCGUAUUCUGGGCAUGCGCGCGUCGGGGUACACAGGAGGCAGCAUGUAGUCUCUGCCUGUUGCUGGUGGUUGCCAGAAGCUCAGAAGCGCCAGAGCAGUGUGAAUACGAGGUGUAAAGGUAGCAAAAGAUGUUAGUUUUUCAACCAAACCGUAGCAAUGUCAAUGUAGCCUUAGAUGAAGAUGCUACAGCGUUUCCUAAAAAUGCUCCUUGUGUUCUCGUCUCUUGAAGUGAUCGUCCCAGGUCCCUGUGUGCAUUCCUCAACGGUCCGUCUAGGGACGAAACGCAGCGUGUUGUGAGUCAUGCACAGAGACAGGUCAUUUGUCACUCUGUUAAUAAUUAUUUAUUCUGUGAAUACAAAACACACGCUUCCAUGAUAUCAGUUACACCACUCGCUGCCUGGAACACAUUCAUGGCAAGGCCUGUAUUUGUCAACCUGCUGAAAAGAACAUGUACGUACGAGUCCUUCACUUUUGCUCAAACUCACAAACUUAAAUGGAAGUUAGUCACCCAGUUAAUGGCGGAUGUAAUCGUUCCAGAGGGCUGUAAACUGGGUGAAAGUAGAUCCAAGAUGGCUGCUGUAGAGAACACACAAUAUACAGUAUGCAGCAAGACUUCUGAUGAAUAAUGAGUUCAGAUUGGUGUCGUUUUAGCCUAAUGUUUGUAUUUAAUUUAAGUAUUUUAUAAGUUGUUAAACUGCUUUUCAUUUUGUAUUAAUUUGGUUGGCUAUUAUUGUUAUGAUUUUAUCCCUAUCUAUGUAUUUAUAUGUUAGAAAUAAAUUUGACUUGUUG
This is a messenger RNA of Etheostoma spectabile (orangethroat darter), 3819 nucleotides long. Its product is annotated as fez family zinc finger protein erm. NCBI's taxonomy places the organism in Eukaryota, Metazoa, Chordata, Actinopteri, Perciformes, Percidae. Bases 561 to 2198 code for a protein of 545 amino acids. Gene Ontology annotation, molecular function: DNA-binding transcription factor activity, RNA polymerase II-specific. The transcript has 4 exons. Gene Ontology annotation, biological process: regulation of transcription by RNA polymerase II. The record is from RefSeq and is a predicted model, not a curated record. Gene Ontology annotation, cellular component: nucleus.